AUGGCCGCCGGAACGUCGAACGAAGAUGCCUUCAUCGUGGUCGUUCACUCGGCUCCCCACCACUUCCGCUUGCGGGCCACCAUCCGGGAGACGUGGGCCAGAGACGCCAGGUUCCCGCUGUCCGACGGACGCCGGGCCGUGGUCGUGUUUGUGAUGGGGAAGCCCGCCGUGUCGCCCAACUAUUACGAGUUUCAAAUCAAAAUUGCCAGCGAAGCCGCUGUCCACAAGGACAUUGUUCAGGGUACGUUUACUGGGUCCUACACCUCAGUCACGCUCCUCAACAUCCUGAUGCUCAAGUGGGCUUCGCUGUCGUGUCCUCAAGCCAGCUAUCUGGUGAAGGUGGCGGACGACACAUUCGUCAACAUGAAGUACAUGAGAGACGUUUUUCAGGAUGUAGUGUUCAAAACUUCAGUCAUUUACGCUCACGUGUACAGAAAGCCGUCCGUCUGGAACGGACACAAGCUAAACGUCAUCAAGGAAACAAUUUGCGUGAGUUGUGGCUAUGCAGUAAGCAUGGACGUUGUCCCAAGACUGUUCAGCUUGUCCAUCCACGGCUCGUUGAGCAGCAUGGAGGGCCUGUUUUGGAACGCUUCGCAAGACCGGAUGUCUCCGGUCAGUGUCAUCAAUAUGCGGGGGUUUUCGUCAUUACGCGGUGGCAAAGCGACAGGCUGCGACAUGAGGAAGGCCAUCACUAGUCACCAGCUUGAAGUGGAGGACAUGCUCAGGUUAUGGAAGGAUCUUCAGAACAAGACAGAACAUUGCAAUGUGUCGCAAUCCCCGUUCAAUCUAAUCUGA
Molecule: messenger RNA, 795 nt
Organism: Ixodes scapularis (black-legged tick)
Lineage: Eukaryota; Metazoa; Arthropoda; Arachnida; Ixodida; Ixodidae
Product: beta-1,3-galactosyltransferase 1-like
Exons: 1
Coding region: 1-795 (264 amino acids)
Cellular component (GO): membrane
Molecular function (GO): hexosyltransferase activity
Source: RefSeq, a predicted model, not a curated record